Messenger RNA from Microtus oregoni (creeping vole), 2156 nucleotides. RefSeq names its product phosphorylated adapter RNA export protein-like. The transcript is spliced from 5 exons. Gene Ontology annotation, biological process: snRNA export from nucleus. Lineage: Eukaryota; Metazoa; Chordata; Mammalia; Rodentia; Cricetidae. The coding region runs from base 233 to 1384 and encodes 383 amino acids. The record is from RefSeq and is a predicted model, not a curated record. Gene Ontology annotation, cellular component: nucleus.
UGAGAGGCGGGAGGUCGGAGCGGCUUCCCGGGGCGCCGCCUCACCUCGUGGCGGGAGCUCGCGGCGGUGCACGGAGCCCGCCUCCCCGCGCGGACUCUCGCUGCUAUGGUGCCGCUCGCGGGCGCCUGCGGAGGCGCCGCGGGUCCGCCCGCACGGGGGCGCCGGAGCGCGGCCAUCGGGCCUUCCCUCCGCCCGCCGGAAGCGCUCUCCUGACCCUGCGCGCCGCGGGAAGAUGGCGCUGGAAGCUGGCGACAUGGAAGAGGGGCAGCUUUCCGACUCGGACUCCGACAUGACGGUCGUCCCCAGCGACAGGCCGACGCAGAUGGCGAAAGUACUAGGUGGGGGCAGUGUUGCCUGUGCACCAGUCACACACUACCGGACUGUUAAAAACGUGGACUCGAGUGAGGAGAGCGUGGAUUCAGAUGAAGAGUGCUCUCCUUGGAAACGUAAGAGACAGAAGUGUCAUAAUCCUCCUCCCGAACCAGAGCCUUUUCCACUUGGCCAGAGCAGUCAGAAAGCAGUCAAUGGCGGAAAGAAGGUGAACAACAUUUGGGGUGCCGUGCUUCAGGAACAAAACCAAGAUGCAGUGGCCAUUGAACUUGGCAUCUUGGGAAUGGAAGGCACCCUUGACAAAAGCAGGCAGUCUGAGACCUAUAAUUAUUUGCUUGCUAAGAAACUAAGACGGGAAUCUCAAGAGUAUACGAAGGAAUUAGACAAAGAUCUAGAUGAAUAUAUGCAUGGUGACAAAAAAACAGGGUCAAAGGAGGAAGAGAAUGGGCAAGGCCACCUCAAACGGAAACGGCCUGUCAAAGACAGACUGGGUAACAGACUAGAAAUGAACUACAAAGGCCGCUAUGAGAUCACAGAAGAUGACUCUCAGGAGAAAGUGGCUGAUGAGAUUGCUUUCAGGUUACAGGAACCGAAGAAAGACCUGAUAGCCCGAGUAGUGAGGAUACUUGGGACCAAAAAAGCCAUUGAACUCUUGAUGGAAACUGCUGAAGUUGAACAGAAUGGUGGUCUUUUCAUAAUGAAUGGUAGUCGAAGAAGAACACCCGGUGGGGUUUUUCUGAAUCUCCUGAAGAACACUCCUAGCAUCAGUGAAGACCAAAUUAAGGACAUUUUCUACAUUGAAAAUCAAAAGGAAUAUGAAAAUAAAAAAGCUGCUAGAAAAAGAAGAACACAACUAUUGGGGAAAAAAAUGAAACAAGCUAUUAAAAGUCUGAAUUUUCAAGAGGAUGAUGACACAUCACGAGAAACUUUUGCAAGUGACACUAACGAGGCCCUGGCCUCCCUUGAUGAAGCCCAGGAAGGAGCUGGCGAAACCAAACUGGAUGCAGAGGAAGCCAUCGAGGUGGACCAUCCUCAGGAUUUGGACAUAUUUUAGGCACGUUUUGGACGUUCUGAAGAUAAACCUUUGUACAAACAUAGUUUCCAUUUCUGCUGAGGUUGCUGUGCUGUGCACCGAAUCUAGAGAAUGGAGAGCUGUUGCUGUUUCCUGUUUGAAGUGAAUACGCGUGUGGGCAGUCGAGCGCCAUUGAAGGCGGUGUUAAGGUGGCCAUGCCUGUCGGGUGUGCAGCACAGGUCUGAUUUCUCAUCCUGCUGCCUGCACUGACUGUUAAGGCCCGGGUCUACCUGCGGUCGCUCUGUCCAGCUCACCGUUUCAUGCCGUUAAGAAGCUUUUGUUUUCUGAUUUAUCUUGGUGGCGAACUAUGCUUUGGUUUUAACACAUUCCAUUAAAAUAUGCUAAAAUGUACAUAAAUUGUUCAGCUCUUGCAUCCAAUUGUUCCUGUAGGGUGGGCAGAAUCUUGGUAUGAACCAACAUCUUGUCUUUCUGCUUCAGCCUAAGUAGUGCUAAGAUUAUGGAUUUAUGCCACCGUGUUCUAUUGUUUGGCAAUUUUUAAAAAGCUAUUUAUUAUUAGAUGGGUAAGAGUUGGAGGUGUGGGAGCCAUGCAUGUUGUGGUCAAAGGGCAGUUUUGUGGAGUUAGGUGUUUCUUUCCCUUUAAGUGGGCUCUAGGUUGUAAGGCCUGCACUUCAAACAUCUAUCUGCUGAGCCAUCUCACUAACCCCUUUCCGGCACUCUUAAAGACAGAAACAAGUGUGUGGAAGCUGCUUGCCAUCUGUUGAAAGCAAAUAAAUAGCAGAAGCUUUUUUCUUUC